This is a messenger RNA of Dermacentor albipictus, 438 nucleotides long. RefSeq lists its product as uncharacterized. The record is from RefSeq and is a predicted model, not a curated record. Lineage: Eukaryota; Metazoa; Arthropoda; Arachnida; Ixodida; Ixodidae.
GGCCCGCCGAUGGGCAUGAUUCGCUCGCCCAUUUCGGCGGGAAGCCGCGGGUACCUGGUGCGCGCGCCCUCGGGCCCACUGCGCGUGGCCGCUCCCAGAAUGCCCGUCCAGUACCCGCUGCGGGGGGUCCCCUCCUCCAGGCCCACGCCGCUAACACCGGCCGGCAGGUCCAGGGACGACGAUGACUUGACCCUGUUCCCUGAGCGUUCCCUCAUCAUGCUCCUCGUCUUCCUGUUUCUGUUGGCCCUCGUUGUCGUCAUACUGGCCAUCUCGGGCAUGAGCCUUCCAGGCUUUUCAAGGAGCAAGAACGGUUCCGCGUAAGCGGCGCGCAACCGUGGAGCGGCGAAUGAGGACUUCCAUCGUGCACACAGCAUGCUGCCUCGGCGAGCAGGGAGCUUCCCAACCAUCCGGAGGCGAAUAAAGAAAAGGAAGAACCGA